Penicillium brevicompactum is the source of this 1401-nucleotide messenger RNA. RefSeq names its product putative exopolyphosphatase. The transcript has a single exon. The record is from RefSeq and is a predicted model, not a curated record. Gene Ontology annotation, cellular component: cytoplasm. Gene Ontology annotation, molecular function: exopolyphosphatase activity. NCBI's taxonomy places the organism in Eukaryota, Fungi, Ascomycota, Eurotiomycetes, Eurotiales, Aspergillaceae. The coding region runs from base 1 to 1401 and encodes 466 amino acids.
AUGACACUCCUUCAGUUUCUGCGACAAGCUCGCCGAGUGCACCACCAGUUCAUUUCGGGUGCUUUAUCCGAGUCUCCGAUCUAUGUGAUCGGCAACUCAUCUGCCGACCUUGACUCCAUUGUCUCGGCGAUCAUCUACUCUUAUUGCGCGAACAACCGCCUCCCAAUUCAGUCUCCAAGACCUCACAUCCCGUUAUUGAAUUUGCCGAAUGUGCCAGCUGGGCCAGAGCUCUACCGACUUCGACCUGAGUUUGUAACGGCACUAUGGUCGUCAACGAACUCUCCCGCCCUGAGGAAUGAGGAGAAGUUUGAAAAUACCCAGCAUUCAGCAGGGAAUUUCCUACGCGAGCACAUUGUGACCGUCGCAGACUUCGCGCAGUCACUCCUUGAUCAGAAAGUUCUCAGACAGAUUAUAACCGAGGCGACAUUGGUCGACUGGAAUGCGUUGCCUUGCCCUUCAAGAACCGACAAGGGCUUUGGAUCUCUGACGGGCUUGCCGGGCUUAUCUUUCCGAGCAUUGGGAUGCAUCGAUCAUCAUGUCGACGAGGGCUACAUGCCAAGUGCCGAAGAGCUUCCUAGGAACCAGCCGCUGAUCAUUCAGCCUGGGCCUGGCUCGUGUUCAUCCCUCAUCGUCAAAGAGCUGCAGCGACAAAGUCUGUGGACCGAAGAGACUGUCGAAAUGGUCCAGGUUGCAAAACUUGCACUCUCUGCAAUUUUAAUUGAUACCUCGAAUCUGACUGCGGAGGGCAAGGUCACUGAUGUAGAUCGUGAGGCUGUUCAAUCCUUGCGGAACCAGAUUGAAGUACCGCGGGAAGCUUCAACCACUCAGUACAAGUGGGACUUGAAACAGUUCUACGAAGCUGUCGUCGAUGCCAAGAAGAACAGCCUUGACCUGCUUACCGUGGACGAGGUUCUGGACCGCGACUACAAAGAUUGGACCGAGAAAUCCCAAUCACAUGGCAAAGAUGUCAAGAUUGGAUUCUGCUCCUCAGUCAAGCCAAUCAGGUGGAUCGUGCAGAAAGCGGGUACACCAGAGCAAUUCCUACAAUCUGCACGCUCAUUUGCAACUUCAGCCGAUAAAGACUUGGAUAUGCUUGUUGUUAUGACUGCAUUCACUGCGAAAGAUGGCCAAUUCUGCCGUGAACUAUUCAUUGGCGUGGCGCGCGAGAAUGACGCAGCUCUUGAAGGCGCCAAAGCAUUUGUUGAGCAAGCUUCUUCUCAACUUGGAUUGAUCGACUGGUCUCCGUUGGAUGCCGAGGAUAUCCCUGAUCUCACAAAAAAUGAUUUCAUUUCUUUGAACGCAGACUCGCCGCUAUGGAGGAGACUUUGGGUACAGAAUAAUGUGGCUGGCAGCAGAAAACAAGUUGCGCCGCUGCUACGGACAGCCGUGGCGAGGUUGUAA